Messenger RNA from Rhincodon typus (whale shark), 2524 nucleotides. Its product is annotated as zona pellucida sperm-binding protein 4-like. Gene Ontology annotation, cellular component: egg coat. Gene Ontology annotation, biological process: prevention of polyspermy; binding of sperm to zona pellucida. Gene Ontology annotation, molecular function: structural constituent of egg coat; acrosin binding. NCBI's taxonomy places the organism in Eukaryota, Metazoa, Chordata, Chondrichthyes, Orectolobiformes, Rhincodontidae. The record is from RefSeq and is a predicted model, not a curated record. The coding region runs from base 32 to 961 and encodes 309 amino acids. The transcript is spliced from 5 exons.
CUCAGGGCCCUGUACAGAUUCAGGGAGCGCGAUGGGACGUUGGUUGUGCCUUGGGGCUGCUCUGCCCCUCCUGGCCUCUGCUCCUUGUGACCCGGAGCCGGCCUGGAGGCUGCCGUGUGGCCCGCCCGCUAUCAACAGCACUGACUGUAUCAAGCAGGGCUGCUGCUUUGAGUCACCGAGACUCAGUGGGCAGCCCUGUUUCUACAACCUGAGAGAGAGCCCGGGUAAGCAGCCCCCUCCCGCAUCCCGCAGCGAGGAUGUGUUGUGUACAGCAGAUGGCCAGUUCAUUCUCGCAAUCGCCAGGAACCUGACCCAUCCUGCCCUCAACCUGUAUCUCGAUGUGAAAGAUGGACAAGAAGCUGAGUGCAGGCCUAAGGUCAUCACAGAAACUUGUAGCCUUCUGCUUCCCAAUUGCCUCUUGUGGCUUGACCCAGUGGAUGGCAACUACAGGCUGUGGUACAAGGACAGUGACUACCCCAUUGAGAGAAUCCUUCGGGAGUCGGUGUUUGUUGAUGUUCGUGUGAAGGAUCGCACUGACCCAGUGAUUGUCCUGAGAUUGCGUGACUGCUGGGCAACUCCUGUGCCAGCCCCUGACCAUGAGGUGCAGUGGAGUCUCCUGGUGGAUGGGUGCCCCUAUGAGGGUGAUGACUACCUGACUGUCCUACACCCAGUAGAUGCCUCUUCUGGCCUGCAGUUCCCAACCCGUCACAAGCAGUUUGAAGUGAAGACCUUUGUUUUCUUGGAUGGUGUGUCUGAGCAGCCCCUCUCCGAACAGGUGGACUUGCAUUGCAGUGCUGAGGUUUGCUCUCCCUCUGGUCAGGAUGACUGUGCACCCAGAUGUGGUCCAAGUGAGUUCCUCCUGUGGAAGGCCAGCAGUGUUUUAAAUGGCCUUACUGAGAAAGUAAUGAGCCAUGUGCAUGAAGGAGAACUGGCAGAUGGCCUGUUGCCUAAAGGCAUGUGAAGGUGCCACAGUAAAUGUGAUGGAAGAACUUUGCAGUGCAGGCAUGUAAUUUGAAGAAAGGGACCUUCCAGUUGUAAUAGAAGACAUGCAUGAAUGGGUCACCGAAGCUGGCAAGUGAAUGUUGGAAUUCAAUUCACAAAAUCUCUGGGUCCUUCAUAAAACUAAAUGUCUAAUUGAUAAAUUAGAUUGCAGACAUGGGUACAAUUUGGUAAGAAUUGAUGGGUAGUAAUGCCACUAGACUAGCAACCCAGAACCUCAGGCUAAUUUUCAGGGGAAUCAUCUGAUUGAAAUUUUGCCACAGCAAGUCAUGAAAUGGUGACCAUGUAACUGCUGUCAACACUUUUAUAGAAAUCUUUCCUUUUUCAGGAAGGGUGCCUCCUGUUUUUGCCUGGCUUAACCUACGCUUGUCUCCAGACCCACAGCAAUGUGCUGACUCUCAAUUGCAUCCUGCACCACCCCCCCCCCUCCCCAGCCCCCUCCAUUAGAGGUGUAAUGUUCAGUGGGCAAGAAUUCAGAGACCUGCAAAAUGAUGUCUAUUUAGUAGGAAGAACAGUAUUCUCUGGGGGAAUAACAGCAGUGAGAUGCUCUCCAUUAAAUGUUUGCAGGUGCGGCAACCAGUUGGGAAAGAAUGUACCAUAGGUGGUUUCUCAACAGUUCUUGGAAGCACCAGACACUACAUCUGCUCCCAGGUCGUCUAGGUCACCACCUUUUCCAUGCCUAUAAAUGAAACAGAAGCCUUGUAUUUCAUCCUAGGAUGAUAGGUUGCCUUGAACAGUUGAGUCUCUUGAAAAGAUCAAAUGGGAUGAUUGUAGUGUUGUGGGUAGGGUGGAGGUAGAUGCAAGAACUGCAGCAGUUCCUGGAGGCAGUUCCCUACUUUAGGAAGCUAGGGAUGGGCCGUAAAUGUCAGCCAAGCCAGCAAUGCCCAUGUCUUCCGUGGAUCUCCACUUCACUCCAAUCUGUCAAAUGGUAGGAUAGGUUAAGGGCCUGAAUGUCCUCCUGUUCGCACUCCCUCUGAAUUGGGAAGCCAUCUAUUCCAGAUCUGGAUUUGGACUAACUUGUUUGCUUAAGCAAUUUCUGCUGGCCUGUGUCUGGAGGCUUGAUCCCCUCUAUACGGAUAGUGAGAGGGGUCUUUAUGUAAAUGUGAACUUUAGGUCCACCUCUUAAAGCAUUGACUUGUGCACCCUCAAUGCCCAAAACUAAAGCCUGGAUUUAGUGGUCACAAAUUGAAAUACAUGCCACUGAUCUGAAGAACCUUUAUUGGAGUUGUAACAGUCUAGGGCAAGAACAUUACAAACUGUAUCAGCAGGAACAUAAGCUUGAAUGUGUUUCCAGCUGGAAUUGUAAUGAAGCUUAAUAUGAGCCAGGCACUUGCCAUUCCCCAAACAUAACAAUUGAUGUUACAUGUGAUAAGUGAAGUGUACGUGGUCGUUGUUGCUCUGACAAGUGCAACAACAUUGUUGCAGAAGGUGUUUUUUCUCCAACUUCACUGAUUUGAAUUUCUUGUUGGGAAUCCAUUGGCAGCCUGAUUGAUGCUUGGAGCAGUGACUGCUCAUGAUGUUUUCA